AUGGAAGCGGCGUAUAAUUUUAUUUUUGAACACGAAAAUGAUGAUAUUUUAGAAAAUUUAGAACUUUUAGAUAAUAUUGUUCGACGUCCUAAGACAUAUAAAGAGCGACGUGAUUAUUUUGAAGAAUAUGACGAUGUAGAUUUUAGGACAAGGUUUCGUUUAUCGAAAGAAUCUUGUUUGGAUGUUUUGCAAAUGAUUGAAGAUAAACUUGAAUAUCCAUCAAAUCGAAACAAGUCGAUAUCGCCAAUAAACCAACUUCUUCUAACUUUGAGAUAUUAUGCCACUGGUUCACAACAAAUAACUAUGGGUGAUUACUGUGGAAUGAGCAAAUCCACUUCUCACAGAAUUAUACACCGAGUUACUGUGGCUAUAGCGUCACUCGGUCGCCAGUUUAUAAAAUUUCCUGCCUCAGAAGAAGAAGUAAAAAAAGAACAAUUACAAUUUUAUAACAUAGCACGCUUUCCUAAGGCACUGGGUGCUCUGGAUUGUACACAUAUACGUAUUCGUUCUCCUGGUGGGGAAAAUGGAGAACAUUUUAGAAAUAGAAAAGGCUACAUGUCUAUAAAUGUGCAAGCAAUAGGAAAUGCUAACUUGGAAAUUUUAGAUUUGGUUGCGAGAUGGCCAGGAAGUAACCAAGAUCAAACUAUUUGGAACGGAUCAUACAGAAACACUAUAUUUGAAAGUGGUCAAUAUGGUGAUGCCUUUCUUUUAGCAGACAGUGGUUACAUGAACCGACCAUACAUGCCACUGCAGUAUCCAUUAACCCCAGAGGAGAGAUUGUACAAUGAAUCACAAAUAAGAAGUAGGAACCCCAUUGAACGCCUGUUUGGAAUAUGGAAACGUCGAUUCCCAGUACUUACAUUAGGUAUACAAGUACAGUUGAAAAAUUGCCUUCCUAUAAUUGUUGCUACGGCUGUGUUGCACAACAUCUUAAUAAAAGCAAAAGAAGAGCUGCCAUCUGAUGAUCCAGAAAUACAACUUCCUGCUCCUUGGGACGAUUUAAUUGAACAAGGGCAUAUUAGAGAGCACAGACAUAAUGAUAACAUAAACAGAGAUAUAAAUCCUGUGCGCAGAAGUCUUAUUAAUAAUUACUUCAGAAGUUUGCAUUUACAAUCAUUAUAA
This is a messenger RNA of Parnassius mnemosyne (clouded apollo), 1122 nucleotides long. The record is from the annotation of a GenBank genome assembly. NCBI's taxonomy places the organism in Eukaryota, Metazoa, Arthropoda, Insecta, Lepidoptera, Papilionidae.